This is a messenger RNA of Emericellopsis atlantica, 1077 nucleotides long. Its product is annotated as GA4 desaturase. The record is from RefSeq and is a predicted model, not a curated record. Gene Ontology annotation, molecular function: oxidoreductase activity. Lineage: Eukaryota; Fungi; Ascomycota; Sordariomycetes; Hypocreales; Bionectriaceae. The coding region runs from base 1 to 1077 and encodes 358 amino acids. The transcript has a single exon.
AUGUCAUCAACACAGGUCGAGACCGUGAAAACAAACCUAGGCCCAGCCCCAGCUGAAGCCAAGGGCAAGCUGCGCUACAUUGCCCAGGGGCAUCUUCCCAGAGCAAGUCCGCACAACUUCCAUCUCCCUGACAUGUCCGAGUUUGGGGACGAGCGUUUCCUGACACUUCGUUCCCUUCGGCCUAUCCCUACACUUCAAGAGCUGCCAACUUGCUCCCACCAUGUCCAACUGGACACCCAAGGCUUCACGGCGAUUCUUCACCCUACGCCUCUGCACGCCUCACCGUUUGGCUCCCAUUCUUUCAAGAAUCCCGAGCUCCUCAAGGAGCAUGUCAUCCCUAACACGGCCGACAUGCUCAAGCAGAUGACGGGCUGCAAGACUGUCAUCACAGAAGCUCUUCUGUUGCGCUCUGCUCUCUGGUCCGCAACCGACUCCUUGGCUGCUCAUGGCAGCGUCCAGGGCGAGACAGCCGACCUGGAGACGAGCUUCCCCCAGUUCAUCGGGUUCAAUCCGAUAAACGGCGGUGCCAGUCCCGCGUCCAAGGUCCAUCUGGACUACACGCCAGAGGGCGCGAGAACCCAUAUCCGAAAAUUCCAUCCCAAUACCACCGAGGCUUCUAUGGACAUUAUUCGUCACGAAGACGACCUGGUCGCGGCCGGAAAGGUCCUCAGUGAAGACUACAAGCACGGCGAGGGUCCACGCUGGGCGCUGUACUCUAUCUGGAGACCUCUGAAGACUGUCAAGAGGGACCCUCUGGCUGUGGCCGACUACCGAACGUACAGCAAUGAGGAUUACGUCCCAGUGGGCGUGAACACGCCGUGCUUGGGAAGGCCAGGGACCAGCGAAACCCACUCCGCAGAGUGCUACCUGGCAAGACACUCCCAGCGGCACAAGUGGUACUGGAUAGAUGAGCAGAAGCCCGAGGAGGCUUUGGUCUUGAAGUUCUUUGACAGUGACUCGGAAGAGCCUCACGGCGUCUCUGCUGGUGGUGUCUUGCACUCGAGCGUGGAGCUGCCUGGGACGGAAGGCGAGGAGGCACGAGAAUCCCUGGAAAUACGUUGUCUCUGCAUUUGGUGA